AUGUUGCAAAAACCACCCUUCCUCUUUCUCUCCGACGACAAUGAUCACAACAAUCUCCGGUACACGAGCUUGAAAGAUGUGAUCUCGAGUUCCGAUGGAUUCGGUUCGUUGUUUUGUCACCACAACCAGUCUGUUCCUUCGUCACAGGAAGGGUUUCUCUUGUCCGAGAUGGAUUCUUCCAACAUCGCCAUCAGAAACGAGCUCGUGAAAAGAGCAGCUUCCAUGUACCUUCAAUCUUCAAUGGUCGUCUCUGCUCCUGACACGAACUGGUUUCAGAGAUUCUGUUUGAAGGCUAAGCAUCAGGCGGUUGCUGCGGUUGAUUGUCUCAGACCGGUUUACCGGAUUUUCGCUCGGUAG
This is a messenger RNA of Microthlaspi erraticum, 357 nucleotides long. Lineage: Eukaryota; Viridiplantae; Streptophyta; Magnoliopsida; Brassicales; Brassicaceae. The record is from the annotation of a GenBank genome assembly.